This is a messenger RNA of Saccoglossus kowalevskii, 711 nucleotides long. RefSeq lists its product as uncharacterized. Gene Ontology annotation, cellular component: cytoplasm. The record is from RefSeq and is a predicted model, not a curated record. Gene Ontology annotation, molecular function: nucleotide binding; oxidoreductase activity. Gene Ontology annotation, biological process: NADPH regeneration. NCBI's taxonomy places the organism in Eukaryota, Metazoa, Hemichordata, Enteropneusta, Harrimaniidae.
UUCAUACAUUUCAAAUGCUAAUGAUUGCUUUCGUUUUUUCAGGUAAACAUGUGUUUUGUGAGAAGCCGAUUGGUAAGUCGAUUGCUAGCACACAGAGCUGCUAUGAGGAAGCACAGAAGAACAAUAAAGUCCUUCUGUGUGCAUUCAACAGACGGUUUGAUCCAGGAGUACGUCAGGUCCAGCAAAAAAGCAGAAAUGGUGUAGUAGGACAGAUACAACACAUCAAGACAAUCAGUCGCGAUGCUCCAUUACCACCAUUAUCAUUUUUAAAACUAUCUGGUGGUAUAUUCCAUGAUUGCGCUGUGCAUGACAUAGAUGUUAUAUGUUGGAUAAUGGGAGAUACACCAACUACCGUUUAUACUCAAGGCCACGCAUUCAAUCCCGAUAUUGCAGAUAUGGACGAUAUUGACACAGUCGCCAUUACAAUGAAGUUUGCAAGUGGAGCCAUAGGCACCAUUGAUUUGAGCAGAUUCGCUGCGUAUGGAUAUGAUCAAAGGCUUGAGGUGUUCGGCAACAAAGGAAUGGUACAGAAUCAUAAUUCCAAGUUUUGUGAUAUGUCUAGUCAUGGAACCGACGGGGAAUCCUCGCAUCCUAUUCUGCCGUCAUUCAAAGAAAGAUAUGCACAAGCCUACCAACAAGAAUUAGAACACUUCUUGGACACUGUAACCGCUUUGUUGCCAUCAGAGCUGACAGACAGAGCUGUUAGUAUAG